UUUAAGUGAGUAGGUGCCGAAGGAUUGCCAACGAUUGAAUUUAUUUUAUUUUGUGAUUGACCAUGUCAUUUUCGGAUUUGUACGCCAAAUAUAAUUGUACUUAUUGUCAGGAAGAAAUAAAUGGUAUUAGAGUAAGAUGUACAGAAUGCACAGAUUUUGAUAUUUGCCUACAGUGUUUUUCCUUGGGUGCUGAAAUAGGAUCUCAUAAAAAUGACCACGCGUACCAGUUUAUGGACUCUGGAGCAUUUGGAAUAUUCUUAGGUCGAAGUAGUUGGUCUGCAAAUGAGGAAGUAAGACUGUUAGAUGCAAUAGAGCAAUUUGGUUUCGGUAACUGGGAAGAUAUUGCCAAGCACAUAGAAUCAAGAACACCGGAGGAGGCCAAAGAUGAGUAUAUAACUCGGUACUUAGAAGGCAGUAUUGGACGGGCGACCUGGGGAAAUGUUGAGAGCACUAGUCGACCCACACUGCUCUGUGCAGACAGAGAUGAAGGCCCGCUUGGGCCGAGUGCAGUAUCUAGAUUGCCCCCUCUGGCGGUGUCGGCUGAGGAGGCUACACAGCUUAGUUAUAUGCCCAAUAGAGAUGACUUUGAAAGGGAACAUGAUCAUGAGGCAGAACAGCUGAUCUCAACUCUGUCCAUCAGCCCUGAGGAUGAUGAGCUGGAUGUUGCCCUAAAACUGUCCCAAGUGGACCUAUACACUCGGCGGCUGCGCGAGCGCACGCGACGGAAGCGGCUGGUGCCUUACAUUUUUAUUUGUCGUAACUAUUACUAUGAGUUCACGGAACGCCUCCGCUGGACGGCCCAGUUCUACGGUCGGGCCGAGCACACGGCCGUCGUGAGCGGGCUGUGGCGCGAGCGCGAGCUGCGCGUGCGCCUGGCCGAGCUGCACCGCUACCGCCUCGCCGGCGUCACCCGCCUCGAGGAGUGCGCUCACUACGAGCAACACGCCGCGCAGAGAAAGCCCCACGCGCAACACGACGGCAGCAGUGGGUGCCAGGACACCAGCCUGACAAAAGAGGGAACUCAGAACAGCACGCAGCUGCUAAGAAAAAGAGACGGAGAAGGGGCCUCAAGUUCCACCAGCCCAAAGUGCACACGGGACGGAAGUACCGGCUGUUCAUGCUGCAAAAAGAGCUCAUGCGUCGGCGGCUGCUCGAGGCGGCUGCUGACAACUAACGAGAUACAGCUCUGCACCGCAUUGAACCUGGCGCCCACACAAUACGUGACCAUGAAAGGCGUCCUGUUACGGCGACCCGCAUCACACGACUCCGAUCUCGACGUUGCUGUGCGCCACUACCUUCAGAGAGCCGGUUGGGUACACUAGCAUAACAGAUAAUAUACGGUGUAGUGUGACAGGCCACACUCACACUACAAUUCCUACCCAUACCUAUAUAAGAUUGUCAAUAUCACUUUUGAUUUAUGUUCGCACAUUUGUCCAUACAUUCCUAUAUGAUUUUUUCAUCGCUGGCGCCCACUGCAAGCCGCACUGGCAAGGUCGCCAUGUGAUGUGGAGACUAAAGGACAAAUCGAUUGUAGUUAAUACAGGUUUAUUCCGCUUAGGAUUACAGGGUGCGACCGCUUAUAUAGUAUGGGUAGGAAUUGCUGUAGUGUGAGUGUGGCCUGUCACACUACAACGUGUGUAACAUGAGGAAACCGAAAGUUUUUAACUCAGCAAUUCCCGAAAAGUUUGUACAUUUUGAUCACGUCUCCGAUUUUGGUAAAAAUUGGUAGGCUGAUAGAGUCCAUGAUGCUGAGCAAGAUCCACUAGGUUUCUCAAAAUGUCCCAGGCAGUUUGUAUGAAACUUUCCCUUUUUGUUACCGAAAAUGUAUAGAAAUCUGGUCUGGUGGUUUUGUUAUCGAAAAUGUAUAGGAUUUACAUACUUCAUACUAAGAAUCGUACCUCGAUUUAAUAGCGCCACCUAUUAAAUACUAUCAUAACUACACUGAUGAUGCCUGCAAUUUUUUUUUAAAUGUGUUUGACGUGAU
Messenger RNA from Leguminivora glycinivorella, 1984 nucleotides. It is a transcript of the gene Ada2b, whose product is annotated as transcriptional adapter 2B. The transcript has 10 exons. Lineage: Eukaryota; Metazoa; Arthropoda; Insecta; Lepidoptera; Tortricidae. Gene Ontology annotation, molecular function: chromatin binding; transcription coactivator activity; zinc ion binding. Bases 63 to 1322 code for a protein of 419 amino acids. The record is from RefSeq and is a predicted model, not a curated record. Gene Ontology annotation, biological process: regulation of transcription by RNA polymerase II; chromatin remodeling. Gene Ontology annotation, cellular component: nucleus; SAGA-type complex.